AUUAUCUCCCUUUUAUUAGAAAACACCAUUUGCAACAGAUUGUUAGAAAACACGAUUUCAAAUGUCUUGUUUAGGAAAACAUCCCUUUAAUUUACAGGUCAGUACAGCAUGGAGCAAAGAUGGAAGAUGAGUUUACCACUGAGACUAAAAGUAUGUUUUAUGUAUAAAACGGAAAUUGUCAUGGAAGUCAAAUUGUCAGAUACCUGUUGAGGAUAUAAAGUCAGUAUUGUUGUGAACCUGUACAGAUAGAACCAAAGAUAUAGGCUGGUUAAGUGGUUUAUUUAAGUGGUACUUAUUAGCAAUGUUGAUGUAUAAGAGGCAGUAAUUUUCAGUGAGAACAAGUCAAUACAGAGUUUAUCUGUAUAAUAAAAUACAAAUUUAUGAUUUUUUCACCCAGAAUUUCUCUAAGAAAUAUGUGAAAUGUUGAACAUGAGAAAAAAGGACACUUUGGUGUAAUCGUACAUGAAACAAAUGGUGUAUCUUAAACUUGGAAUGGAACAAGUGACAUACCAAUAGCAUAAACUUGAUACAAAUGACGUGUCUCCACACAUGAAUGGAACAAGUGACAUACCACUGCAUAAACCUGAAACAAAUGACGUGUCUCCACACAUGAAUGAAACAAGUGACAUAUUACUGCAUACACUUGAAACAAAUGAAUUGCCUCCACAUCUGAAUGAACCAGGAAGUGGGAUGUCUGGGUAUUUGAAUGAAGUAGAUGAUGAAAUAUCUGGACACCUAAAUGAGAACAACAUUAGAAUAUUAGAAACUAUGAAUGAAGUGGGACGUGAGGGAUCAUGUUAUGUAACAGAAACAGUGAAUGGUAUGCCAGAACAUUUGACAGAUUUACCUGAUGGAUGCUCGGAAAAUCUGAAUCACAUGAAUACAGAAAUACUUGAACCAGAUACUGCAUUGGUAGAUAAGGCGAAGGUAAUGCAACAUGAGAUGUCACAACAUAUGAGUGAACACAAAAAGAAAGUAUCCAAGAAUCCAGAUUGCUUAAAAAAGCAGCAUGUUUGCCCAUGGUGUAAUCGUGCACUUUCUAGUGCUGGCAAUUUAACGAAACACAUGAUGACACAUACUGGAGAACGUCCUCACAUUUGUGAAAUUUGUAAUAAAAGCUUUAGACAGAAAGGGACAUUGAAAAGUCACUUAAUUAUUCAUACAGGUGAACGGCCUUUUGUUUGUAGUUUGUGUAAUAAAGGGUUUAAUAGUUUAUCAAGCAGGAGAGAACAUAUGACUGUUCAUUCUGGUCAGCGUCCACAUACUUGUUUGUAUUGUAGUCAGUCAUUUACUAAGAAAUCAAGCUUGAAAAUGCAUUUGAUGCUUCAUACAGGCCAACGACCGCAUGUAUGUGAAGUUUGCAGGAAGGAAUUUACACGGAAAACUCAUUUGAAAACACAUAUGAUGUCGCAUACUGGGGAAUGCCCAUAUGCUUGUUCUGUAUGCAGUAAAGGGUUUAGACAUAAGUCAGCAUUACAAACGCAUAUGAUGAUACACACAGGGGAAACAUUGUAUGAUUGUGAAAAGUGUGACAAAUCUUUUAAGAAAAGUUGGUCUUUGAAACAGCAUAUGUUGAUUCACACUGGAGACUAUGAGUAUAGCUGUGAAAAUUGUAGUAAGGCAUUUAUGAGAAAAGAGGGUUUAAAACGUCAUAUGAGAAUUCACAAUGGUUACCGACCUUACAUAUGCACAGUGUGUGGUAAAGGAUUUACAGCCUCAUCAGUUUUAAAAGCGCAUACGUUGACACAUAGUGGAAAAAGAAAUCAAGCUCUCCCGAACACAGAGCAAACAGAUAACACAAACAUUGACAAAAUGUAGAAAAUGUUAUAAAGCCAGGACUGGCAUAAUGCACGCACAUAUUAGUGAUAGAAGAAGUAAAGCCUGCACUGAUUUAUAGAAAUGCGCCCUUACAUAUGUAGUGAACAAAAAAAAGACAAUACAAUGUUCAUACUUUGAUGUAUAGUGAACUAUAAAAUAAAGUCAGCACUGACACACCGAUCACAGAAAACACAUACUUUGAUAAAGAGAGUUCUAACUAAUAAAUUACCCCAGCGUGGACACACAGAUCACAGAAAAAUAUCAUUUGAUACAGAGAGUUCUAACAAACAAAUUACCCGAGUAUGGACACACAAAUCACAGAAAACACAUACUUUGAUACAGAGAGUUCUGUCUAACAAAUUCCCCUAGCAUGGACAGACAGAUCACAGAAGACACAUACUUUGAUACAAAGAGUUCUAACUUAAAGUUACCACAGUAUGGACACACAGAUCACAGAAAAUAUAUACUUUGACACAGAGAGUUCUAACUAACAAAUUACCACAGCAUGGACGCACAGAUCACAGAAAACAUUUACUUUGAUACAGAGAGUUCUGACUAGAAAAUUACCCCAGUAUGGACACACAGAUCACAUAAAACACAUACUUUGAUACAGAGAUUCUAACUAAGAAAUUACCCGAGCAUAGACGAACAGAUCACAGAAAACACAUACCUUGAUACAGAGAGUUUUAACUACGAAAUUACCCUAGCAUGAACACACAGAUCACAAAAAACAGAUACUUUGAUACAGAGAGUUCUAACUAGAAAUUACCCAAGCAUAGAUAUGCAGAUCACAGAAAACACAUACUUUGAUUCAGAGUUCUAACUAACAAAUUACCCCAGCAUGGACAUACAGAUCACAGAAAACAAAUAC
Messenger RNA from Mercenaria mercenaria, 2689 nucleotides. Its product is annotated as gastrula zinc finger protein XlCGF52.1-like. Gene Ontology annotation, cellular component: nucleus. The record is from RefSeq and is a predicted model, not a curated record. The transcript is spliced from 2 exons. Bases 550 to 1818 code for a protein of 422 amino acids. Gene Ontology annotation, biological process: regulation of transcription by RNA polymerase II. Gene Ontology annotation, molecular function: RNA polymerase II cis-regulatory region sequence-specific DNA binding; DNA-binding transcription activator activity, RNA polymerase II-specific. Lineage: Eukaryota; Metazoa; Mollusca; Bivalvia; Venerida; Veneridae.